This is a messenger RNA of Paramecium pentaurelia, 823 nucleotides long. The record is from the annotation of a GenBank genome assembly. Lineage: Eukaryota; Ciliophora; Oligohymenophorea; Peniculida; Parameciidae.
AAUGGCAGGUAAAAUAUAAAUCUAAGUCUUUAGAUCAAAUGGAAGAAAGAGCUUAGAGAAUUUUUGGAAAACUAUAAUCAAUAUAGAAUAAUGUUGAAGGGGAGAAAUAAUAAAAAUUCAAAUUAAUAUUGGGUUAUUUGUAGAGUGUUGAAUCUGCAAUAGAAGAUGUUUAAUAAUAAAAGAAUUAAAAGUUUUUAGAUAUAGCAGAAAAAGUAUUAAUUUAUUUGAAUCAAGUUAUAAAGAUUGAAAUCAAUGUUAGAUACAGAAAAAGAAGCUCGAGAUUAAAUUAAUGAAAAAAUGAAAAAAGAAAUAUUAUCAGUUGAAAAGAAUUGUAAAACACUUUUGAAUAGUUUCAGCAAAGAAAGAUUGGAAACUGAGAAGAGAGUGUUUUAAAAUCUUUCUUAAUAAGUUGAUUAAUUAUCAACCGAAAUUUAAAAAGAAUUUCAUUAAAAGUCAGAAACCUAAAAUAAAUUAUUAGAAAUCUAAAAUGGUAUUAAUUUAAAAUAAUAAAAAAGAUUAAAUUCCUUAAUUCUACUAAGAAAUAGAAUAAGAGAUAAGAAUUAGAGAAGAAAUUGAAGAAAAAAUUGCUUAAUAAUUUAAUGAAUAAUUGGAUGAACUUAAAAGAAUAUUUGAUAGUCAAUAAAAAUAAAGAGAAUAAAGAGAAGAAGAAAUCAUUGGAAUUUUAAAGAAGAUAUAUUAGAAUGCCUAUGAUGCAUGCAAAAGAAAUAGAGCUGACAGAGAAAGAAAUGAAGAAUUAUUAGUUAAAUUAGUUGAAUAAGUAGUUGAAAAAAUUAAAAGAGAGAUAGUUGAUUCUGAUUUUUGA